Molecule: messenger RNA, 2068 nt
Organism: Prinia subflava (tawny-flanked prinia)
Lineage: Eukaryota; Metazoa; Chordata; Aves; Passeriformes; Cisticolidae
Product: betaine--homocysteine S-methyltransferase 1-like
Exons: 8
Coding region: 1-1761 (586 amino acids)
Biological process (GO): L-methionine salvage
Cellular component (GO): cytosol
Molecular function (GO): betaine-homocysteine S-methyltransferase activity
Source: RefSeq, a predicted model, not a curated record
AUGGAGAGCGCUGGCUCCGCGCCGCUCUCCGCCGCGUCCGUCCCGUCCGUGCCCCGCCGAGCCCGGCCCUCCCGGAGGGGCGCGCCGCACCGCCCCUUGGCCCAGGGGGCAGCCCGGGGGCGGCCGGGCCCUCCGGACCACCUCGGGCCGAGGGGGCGGCGGAGGGCGCGGGGCAGCCCCGGCCGAACCAGGGCGCCCCGCGGGUCAGGGGCCGGGCUGGGCGGGGGCAGCGCUGCCCACGGCGUCCCGCCUCCUCCUCGGGCUAUAAACGCGCGGCCGGGGCGCCCGCUGAGCUGGGGUUCGCGCCGAGCCGUCGGGGCACAGCCAGCGUCCCUGCGCGAAGAAGAUGCUGCCGAUCAGGAAGACCGCGAAACAGGGCAAAAGGGUAAAUCUCGCGUCUCCCUCUCUCGCACAGACCCUCCCGCUUCUCCCCACGGGCGCGAUCCCUCGGCGGGCCGGGGCCGUGCGGGAGCGGCUCCGCGCCGGGCACGGGCAGGAAGAUCCCAGCCACCCCUCCCGUGUCCGCGGGCUCUCCGGGGAGCUGCAACUGUGAUUGUUAACUUGCCCUCAUGCUUUCUCCAGGGUAUUCUAGAACGCUUGGAUGCUGGAGAAAUUGUGAUCGGAGAUGGGGGAUUUGUCUUUGCUCUUGAAAAGAGGGGAUAUGUAAAAGCUGGGCCUUGGACUCCUGAAGCAACUGUAGAACACCCAGAAGCAGUUCGUCAGCUUCACCGAGAAUUCCUUAGAGCUGGAUCCAAUGUUCUGCAGACCUUCACCUUUUAUGCCAGUGAGGACAAACUGGAGAACAGGGGCAAUUAUGUAGCUGAGAAAAUAAGUUGCCAGAAAGUGAAUGAAGCUGCUUGUGACAUUGCAAGAGAAGUGGCUAAUGAAGGGGAUGCUUUAGUGGCUGGAGGGGUCAGUCAAACACCAUCUUACUUAAGCUGCAAGGAUAAAACAGAGGUUAAAGCAGCCUUUAAAAAGCAACUGGAAGUUUUUAUGAAGAAGAAUGUGGACUUCCUAAUUGCAGAGUAUUUUGAACAUGUUGAAGAGGCUGUCUGGGCAGUUGAAGUUCUAAAAGAAUCUGGAAAGCCAGUUGCAGCUACGAUGUGUAUUGGUCCAGAGGGAGACAUGCAUGGAGUGCCCCCUGGACAAUGUGCUGUGCAGCUGGUAAAGGCUGGUGCUUCUAUAGUGGGAGUCAACUGCCAUUUUGAUCCAGAAACUUCAGUUGAAACUGUGAGGCUGAUGAAAGAGGGCUUGCAGGCUGCUAAACUGAAAGCCCACCUGAUGUGCCAGCCACUUGCUUUCCAUACACCUGAUUGUGGAAAGCAGGGGUUUAUUGAUCUUCCAGAAUUUCCCUUUGGUCUGGAGCCAAGAAUUGCCACCAGAUGGGACAUUCAAAAAUAUGCAAGAAAGGCCUAUGACAUAGGAAUUCGUUUCAUUGGAGGCUGCUGUGGAUUUGAGCCGUAUCAUAUCCGAGCAAUAGCUGAGGAGUUGGCUCCUGAAAGAGGAUUUUUGCCAGAAGCUUCUGAGAAACAUGGAAACUGGGGUGAUAACCUGAGCAUGCAUACCAAACCCUGGGUCAGAGCAAGGGCAAGAAAAGAAUACUGGGAGAAUCUGAAGCCUGCUUCAGGCAGGCCCUACUGUCCUUGCAUGUCAAAGCCAGAUGGCUGGGGAGUGACCAAAGGAGCCAAGGAGCUGAUGCAACAGAAAGAAGCAACAACUGAACAACAGCUGAAGGAGCUCUUCCAGAAAAAGAAGUUCUAAUCCACUGCAGUUGUGUAAACCUUAAAGUGAUUUAUCUACAGACCACCUCAGGCUUCAGAAGAAAAUCUGUGAAGAGGAGUACUGUAUUGAUUUAUCAGUUAAAAUGCAAUAAAAGAGACAAAAUGCAGAAAGAAUGUGAUUACAUAGUAAAUAUGUCUAACUUUGAUAAUAAAAUCCUUCUCUGAACAAAUAGUUUAGAGAAUACACAGUCAAAAGUAAUGUUGGAUUCUCAUAAUUGAGCUUCUGUUAUGUGGGUGCUAUUAAUUGGGUAGACAUAGAAAUAGCAGAAAAGUAAUAAUUGGCUCAA